This is a messenger RNA of Eleginops maclovinus (Patagonian blennie), 1613 nucleotides long. It is a transcript of the gene tnfsf13b, whose product is annotated as TNF superfamily member 13b. Gene Ontology annotation, biological process: immune response; positive regulation of B cell proliferation. Lineage: Eukaryota; Metazoa; Chordata; Actinopteri; Perciformes; Eleginopidae. Gene Ontology annotation, cellular component: membrane. The record is from RefSeq and is a predicted model, not a curated record. Gene Ontology annotation, molecular function: tumor necrosis factor receptor binding; receptor ligand activity.
GGCAGGAAGCUGUGAGUGUGGUUAGCUGAGCGGAAGAGGAGAGGGGAAGCUGUUUUUUGUACAGUAUUAGUUCUGAGUAAUCCGUCAUACAUAACUGGAACCAGCGACUGAGUGCAAAAUGACAGUUUAGGAGGUCUGUGAAACUUUUAGACUGGCGAUAAGGUAAAUUCAGACACAUGACUGAAGCAAACAUCCAGCAUUCUUUGCGCCAGUCUGUCUGUCUGGUCAUGCAGUCAGUGUGAGCUGUUGGGAAAUUGUAUGGGCCCUGGGAUGGCAGCUUUGGCAGGUGCGGAGCAUGGGACUGGACAAAGGACCGGUGAAGGGAGGCUGUCCUGGCCUGUUUUCCUUCUGACGCUAGCUGCUGUCACCUCCUCUCUUUCUGCUCUGUCUCUGUACCAACUGGUGGCACUCAGAGCCGAAGUAGAGGGACUCAAAUCUGAGGUUUAUCAGAGAGAAGAAGGACAAGAUGCCAGGCAUGGAGGCCAGACUGAUAAUAUCAGUAGGAGAAACAGCCAUGAGUCCAUGCAUCAACCUGGGUCCCCCCUGAUGAGGAUGAGAAGAUUAGUCUCUGGAUCAGAGACCUUAGUAACUCAGCCUUGCCUGCAGUUGUUGGCAAACAAUAACAGGAAAACCUUCUCGAAAGAACAUAAUUCGGAGCUGCACACAGGGAUCCCCUGGCAGACCGGGCUGAAGAGAGGCUCUGCGCUGGAGGAAGAUAGAGACACCAUAUUAGUCAGAGAGGAGGGCUUCUACUUUGUAUACAGUCAGGUCUACUACAUAGACAGCACCUUUGCAAUGGGACAUGUGGUGAUCCGCAGGAAGAGGAACGUUGUGGGAGACGAGCCUCAGUAUGUGAUCUUGUUCCGCUGCAUCCAGAACAUGAACCCUGUAUACCCUUACAACACCUGCUACACAGGAGGUAUUGUUAAGCUGGAGGUCGGGGACCACCUGGAGCUGCUUAUCCCUCGUUCCACAGCCAACGUGUCCCUGUAUGGAGACUCCACCUUCCUGGGUGCUCUCAAACUGACUUAGAGUGUGUCAACCGAAAUGUGCACUAGGGGGAUGCUGUUGUUGCAGGAAUGAGGUACCAUAAGGGGAGUAAAAAGACACAGUUCUAGUGACCUCGUCUGACUUUGAGUCAAUAUGUGAGGCGAGGUGAAGAAUAAGGAUGCAAAGCAACUGUUUCUGCUUUGGCUGAACAAUAGACGGUGUGACUCACAGUGUGUUCAGCCUGAUGGGACAUGAAGAGGACUGAGUCACAUAACGUAGUAUUUACUCUUUCAAAAACCAUACACCUAGCUUCAUCAGUAUGUUCAUUUCUGCUACACAACAGGGAUUAAUCAAGUACUUCUUCUUUAAAUAUUUACAAUGGCAUGAUCUGACUUGUAUCAUUGUUGUAUCAUUCUCAUCCUGUUUAUCUCAUUUAUAUACUCCUAUAGCGGCAUUACUGAAAUAGUUAUUUCCAUCUGCUUUGUUGUUCCAGAUAUUUAAACAAUCAACAACAGUUGUUUGAUUUAUCAUCUGUUUAUGAUUUAAUGAAGGUUAACCUAUAUAUGUCUACUCGAAAAUUCCGAUGCAAUAAAGAGAGAGUUCUUGCACAAGCCAUGACAUCA